Molecule: messenger RNA, 3401 nt
Organism: Elgaria multicarinata webbii
Lineage: Eukaryota; Metazoa; Chordata; Lepidosauria; Squamata; Anguidae
Gene: HPSE
Product: heparanase
Exons: 12
Coding region: 80-1705 (541 amino acids)
Biological process (GO): cell-matrix adhesion; angiogenesis involved in wound healing
Cellular component (GO): membrane; extracellular matrix
Molecular function (GO): hydrolase activity, acting on glycosyl bonds
Source: RefSeq, a predicted model, not a curated record
CAAGCAGGAGGCAGGCAGGAGGCGCCCUCCGGAGCCGCUCCAUCCCAGCCGCCCAAGUCCCGCGCCCUGAGCCAGGAAGAUGCAACUUCUGCCGCUGCUUUUCAGCUGGGCUCUGCUGCCCCGGAGCAACCUGGCCGAGCUGGCUGCCCAAGCCGAUGGGGCCAUGCUGAGUUUCCAGCGGUUGCCAAACCAGCCGGUUCUGGAGGUCAGCCCGUUUUUCCUGUCUAUCACCAUCGACGCCAACUUGGCCACGGACCCCAGAUACAUCACCUUCCUUGGCUCAAAGAAACUGUGUACGUUAGCAAGAGGCUUAUCUCCGGGUUUUUUGAGAUUUGGUGGCACCAAAACGGACUUCAUGAUCUUCGAUCCUGAAAAGGAGCCAACGUGGGAGGAAAAGGUUUUGCAGGUUUUGCUAGCAAAACAAGGUGCUAAUGGCAUUUCUGAAUUCGCAUCCGCUCCUUCGGACAUCCUAGAGCACUUGCAGUCCCUCUGGCCCUCCCAGGAGAGGCUCAUCCUCAAGGAGGAGGACAAGCCGGUUCGCAAAAAUGCCACCAUCACACCAAGCACAGUGGAUAUUUUGUACAGCUUUGCACGUUGCGCUGAUUUGGAUCUGAUCUUUGGACUCAAUGCCUUGCUGCGAAAAGGCGACGGCCAGUGGGACAGCGCGAACGCUCAGCUGGUUUUGAAUUACACCGACUCCCAGAAUUACAGCAUGUCUUGGGAACUCGGAAACGAGCCUAACAGCUUCCUGCAUAAGUCGGGCAUUUGGGUCGAAGGCUCCCAGCUAGGGCAGGACUUCAUACAACUCCGCCGGCUUCUGGACAAUUACACCCGCUACAGGAACUCCAAACUCUAUGGCCCUGACAUAGGUCAGCCUCGCAAGAAACACAAACAUAUCCCAAAGAUGCUGAGGAGCUUUCUGAAAUCAGGAGGGAAAGUAAUUGAUUCUGUCACAUGGCAUCAUUACUAUUUAAAUGGAAAAACUGCUACUAAAGAAGAUUUCCUGAGUCCAGAUGUCCUGGACACCUUCAUCUCAAUUGUGAAAGAAGAGCUCAAGAUCGUGAAUGAAACAGUACCGGGCAAGAAAGUGUGGCUGGGAGAAACAAGUUCAGCCUACGGGGGUGGCGCGCCUCACAUGUCUAAUACGUAUAUUGCUGGUUUUAUGUGGCUGGACAAACUAGGGCAGUCUGCCCUGCUGGGCAUUGAUGUGGUGAUGAGACAGGUUCUAUUUGGAGCAGGAAGCUACCAUCUGGUGGAUGCCAGAUUUGACCCUUUGCCAGAUUAUUGGCUCUCUUUGGUGUACAAGAAACUAGUAGGCAAUAGAGUCCUGCAUGUUAACCUUACAGGUGAAGACCCAAGGAAGCUUCGGGUGUAUCUUCACUGUACGAACGAGUACCAUCCAAAGUACAGAGAUGGCGACCUCACCUUAUUUGCCUUAAACCUCUGCAACAGCACAAAACAUUUACACUUGCCCGUUUCCUUAUCCAAGAAACAAAUAGAUGAAUAUCUUUUACUACCUGAGGGAAAAGACAGCAUACUUUCCACGUCUGUUCGGCUGAAUGGUCACGUUCUCAAAAUGUUGGAUGAUGAAACACUGCCGACUCUCAGGGAGAAGCUUCUUAGACCAGGAAGCACCCUGGAGCUCCCAGCUUUUUCGUAUGGCUUUUACGUCAUAAGAAAUGCCAAAGAAAGAGCUUGCAUUUAGCAGUUCCAAGCACAUUUCUAAUAUCUGGUUGAAAGCCACAGUCUUGUCAGACAUCAAGAUGUUCAACUGCUCAAGCAACAAAGCGAGUCAGAAAUGAAGGGAAUGUCAUUGGCUCAGUAUAUACAUAUUCACCUGUUUUUCUUAUUUUUUCACUGCUCUCCAGCCUAUAAGUUACCUUAGCACUUUGUUUCAACCACGGCUUUCCGAAGAAUGAAAGUUCUGCUGCAGGAGGGAUUUCAGUUAGAGAUACAAUGAGGAUGAUGUCAGGCAACAUCCCAGCCAGGUGGUAUGGGUGGAUUAUGGGAAUGCUAUGGAUAAAUAGGCAAGCAGGCUAGUCAAUAGUCUGGGACAUCAGUGCAAAGCAACUAAAGGACAAUAGCAAUACGCAAGCAAAUUCCAGGCCCUGCCAAGGAGCAUGGAAUAGGUGCUUUCUGUGUUUUUUUUCAGCAGAGGUGGGCAAUUUGUGGUCCUCCAGAUGUUUUGGCCUACAAUCCCCAUCAGCUCUAGCCAGCUGUAGACCCAAACAUCUGGAGGCCCACAAGUUGGCCCCGUUUUACAGGGCUUCUGGGAGGCCAGAGCCAAACCCAACCGGGAAGGCUCAAGUAUUCUCAAGUGUUCUUGCAUUUUAAGGCAGGGUACGGCUCUUGAGUGGGCUCUUGCAGCUUUCUCCAGCAAUUGUGGUGCUCUCUCAAAUGAGUCCAGCACAUUCAUGUGGCAGCAUGCUGGACAUGUGCAAAUUAGAUAUUAUUUGUCAUAGUCCAUAAACCAAUAAGAGCAGAGCUGCAAUGCAUGCAGAAGGUCCCAGGUUCAAUCCCCAGCACCGUUACUUAGGAGCUUCUCAACAUGGAGCGAUUGAUUGCAGGUUUAUGAUUGGCUAUUCAGAGAGGUUUUCAGGUCAUUUACAUGGUGCCGUCAACCUCCAGGACGUCUCCCGCACUUUCCCCUGGUAACCUUGCUUUAAAAAACAACAAUGGAGGGCAGGUGCUCGGACAGGACCAGCCUGGGGCCUUGGCGCAGGCAAACUUCCCGCUCCUGCUGCAGCCACAGGUGUGCCGUCUCGCCCAGCUCCGCCGCCUCGCCGGCUGGGUGCCCCAUGCUCUGGGAGCAGCGCACCACUGCCAGCUUGCACCAGGCCACGUAUGGGAGGCUCUCCUGUGCGCAUAGCUCCCGGGCCAGUGCUCCGAACUGCUCGGCCGCCUCCGACAGGUACGGUUUGCUCAGGAAGCGCUGACGGAGCUGGUAGUGCGUGAGGAAGUCGCCUCCCAACCCACCAUCAAAGGCUGCGGACAGGCCACCCCCGACAGACAACAUCAUUCUCUCCUCUCCUGAUGAGAGCUGCAGCUUCUAGGCCCUACAGGAAAUGACGGUGAAGCGUUGCUUGCUUGGGAACGAGCCCGGAUGUAGAAAGGGGAGGGUUGGUCACCACAUAAAGAAGUCAGUAGUGAUCCUGGAAAGCCCCCCCCCCCCAAAAAAGCCUGGUAAGAGCUUGGGUUUUUCCCUUAAUGUAGAGACACUCCAGGGCUGAGAAAGGACCAUAUCUGAAACUCAGGAACACCUGUCAGCGUGGCCAGCCUUCCCCAACCUGGUGCCUUCCAGAUGGGCUGGGAUUGAAACUCCCAUCAUUCCCAGCCAGCCUGGGCUGUGUACAGAAUACUGAGUUAGAUGGACCACUGUCUGACUCAGGCAGGUUCCAAUG